Aphanomyces astaci is the source of this 2209-nucleotide messenger RNA. RefSeq lists its product as hypothetical. The coding region runs from base 145 to 2145 and encodes 666 amino acids. NCBI's taxonomy places the organism in Eukaryota, Oomycota, Saprolegniomycetes, Saprolegniales, Verrucalvaceae. The transcript has a single exon. The record is from RefSeq and is a predicted model, not a curated record.
GCAUUACAUAGGUCCUCGUCGAAACCUCGGUGCAGUACAGCGACAGCAGAAGGCACUAGCGUUGGCAUCUGGCAACUUUAGUCGUUUUCCCUCUUCCACUUCGUUGAAUCGUCGGCGACGACCAUCGACGACGCAAACGAGGGCAUGUCCUACGAUCAUGUUGAUCCGCAGCAGAACCUCCAUGCCAUGACCGCGUAUGGUGGCAGCUUUCAGCAACAAUACGACACCCUGAGCUUGGACAUUCCGUCACCAUUCGACCCGCAUCUCCCGCAUCACCACCACCACCAGCGCAACCAACAGUCAGGAAAUCACUUGUCUCCUUCUUCAGUCCACAGCAGCAGCAUGCAACAUCCACACACCAUGCAUUCCCAUCACAGCCAAGCGCACCAUCAGCAGCAGCAAUCGUAUGCGUCAUUUCAGCCGCCCAACAACAAUCCGUUCACGUCCAUGUCCGUCAAACGAAAGUCUCCCAUGUACCAAGACACGGACGAGUCUUCUCCCACUUCGUAUGCGUUCGUCCACGCCGCGGGCGCGUCGUCCCACAACCCGCGCCCAUCCCCUACUGCCUCGCUACGUCAAAGCCAACCAUCGACGAUGUCUCCGCUCGCAUCUUCGUCGAUCGUGUGCGACCUUUGCAAGCACUUGGACCCGAUCUUGUACAUUCCAGAAUGCGGCCACACAUUUCACUCGCGAUGUGUGGGCGAGUGGCCCAUGGUGACGUGUCCGACGUGCCGCGGCAGCGUGCCCAAGGUGGCCGUCGUCCACGUCGACAUGCACACCAAGGCGGCGCCGCGGAGCGGCAAGUGGACCAAGCAAGAAGAGAAGUUCGUGACGCUGAUCGUGGACGAGUUCGACCACGGCACGUUUCCCCUCGCGAACGGCACGCCCGUGCGACUGGUGCUGGCCAAGCUGCUCAACUGCUCGCCCAUGCGGUUGUCCAAGAAGUUCCAGAAGAACGCGCUAGGCAAGCGUACAUACCGCGUGCCAAAGUCGAGCCACGCCGCGCCGAACGGGUCGCGCAUUUGCUUUGACGCUGCGACGCACCAAGCCCGGCAGAUCGAGUUUUCCGCCUCCGAGCAUGCGUUCCGAGAGGAGGUGGUGCUGCUGCAGCGAAAAGACAACAAGAUGGACGGACACAUCGAAGUGCGCGACCUCCGCCUCGCCGUGGUGCAGUUUUGGGUGUCGAAUUUCUUAAAGUUUGCGCUGUCUGUGGGCCAGCAAGUCGACGGGUUGGACACGACUGAGCCUAAGAAGAAGAAGCAAGCGAUGCAAAAGCUGCGCGACGGCAUGUUUGAUCAAGUGCUGUCGUGGGCCGCGGCGGCGGCAUCGGACAAAACUCGAACCGACGACGGCGACCAGGCGGCGGGCACGUCGCGGCAGCUGCACCCGCCCGUCCAUCCCCCCCCGCUGCACCCGCACCCGCUCGUCCAAUGGGACGAAGCGUACUUCAAAAGCGAACCGCUCAAGGCGGCCAGCUCGUUCGACUCCCUCGACAACCACGAAAACUACCCCGACCAACAACCCGACUAUGGUGAUGACGAGGAGGCAGUGCCGUUCCAACCGCACCAGUACAAACAACUGUCGCACCUCCAGCAAACACCAUCUCAUCACCACCAACCAACCCAUGCCAUGCAACGACACCACCACCACACCAUAGCGCCCCCAUCGUUUGGCCGCGACGAUGGUGGCAUUGCGUAUGGAAGCGGGUACGGUAGUUCGUACAAACGACCGACGAUGGUGCGAGACCCUCCGACUAGUCAUCGCACGGCGCUGACCCCAAAGGUGUCGCUGCGGGGAGGGGGAGGCCAGGCUACUACUAGUACUACUAGUAGGACUAAUAGUGGCCCCCUGCGACCACAACAGCUACAACCAACGAAUAGCAGCAGCACCUACUUGACAACCAAUGCGUCCUACGAUUCGGUUGAUUCGACCAACUCCUCGAGUGCCGAGCUGGAUGGUCUGUUGAUGUCCACCAACCACACCUCGUCACACCUGCGACCGCAUCAACCAUCGCCUGCGACAACGUACGAUGCUAUGGACGCCAUACCCACCAAUUCGUCCUGGGACCAGAUGCUCGAUGAUUUCACCGGCAUCAACUCCCAACUCGUGGUGGACCCAGCGCUGAAUGGCGCCUCGUGGUUAUAGGCCUGAACCCUCCUCACACACAUACUUAAGAUAUUAUUAACGACGACGACGAUUUGAACUGGUA